Diachasma alloeum is the source of this 757-nucleotide messenger RNA. RefSeq lists its product as uncharacterized. The transcript is spliced from 4 exons. The record is from RefSeq and is a predicted model, not a curated record. Lineage: Eukaryota; Metazoa; Arthropoda; Insecta; Hymenoptera; Braconidae. The coding region runs from base 60 to 428 and encodes 122 amino acids.
UGAACAGGCUCCAUCCUUGAAGCUCAAUCUUCAGGAUCAACCGAGGCACACCGGACGAGAUGCUGACCAUCCAGGCAAUCAGCAUGGUUGCGUUUCUCGCCAUUCUACCAACUGGUGUCUUGUGUCAUCCCGCCCUGAGGAUUCGUGACGUGGAAAGAGCUGGAUGUCGUCCUUGUGGGGAUGAAUGCGAGGCUUGUGAAUACGGAGUGGCUUACUCACCGUUUUGCGGAGUUCUCGAGUGUCGAAAAGGCCCAGAUGAGCAUUGUGGUGCCCGAGGCACCUGCGGCGACGGAAUGUACUGCUUGUGCGAGAGAUGCUUCGGCUGCAGCACCGAUAAUCUCAAAUGCUCGGAUUUAACGCCAACGUGCCUCCCCCGGGAAACUCGCUACCGAAAUCUCCAGAGAAGUCGUCAAUUCACAAUGGUUUAAUCUAAUGACAAUCAUCAACGGGGAAAAACGACUAGCGAACAUCCCAGGGAAGGAAGACGAUCUCAAAUAGCUUCUUUGUGAUUUAAAAGAUACUUCAGCCAUUCCCAGGCCCUAGGAGACCGUAUUAUAUAUUCAGUAUUCCGAGGACAUGCUAAAACGUCUUCGCUGAUUCUUCAAGUCCAUUAACUUGUUAAUUUUUAUACGUUUAUGUCAAAAUUUUCAAUGUCUAGAGCGAUUAUUUAUUUAUUUUUCUACUUUCUAAUUAUGUAUUUGAUGUUUUUAUGUCGCAAGGAUCGUCUUGAUGUCGACGGUUGAAAAUGUGAGGAAUA